Molecule: messenger RNA, 4149 nt
Organism: Oncorhynchus mykiss (rainbow trout)
Lineage: Eukaryota; Metazoa; Chordata; Actinopteri; Salmoniformes; Salmonidae
Gene: pitx2
Product: paired-like homeodomain 2
Biological process (GO): regulation of transcription by RNA polymerase II; anatomical structure morphogenesis
Cellular component (GO): nucleus
Molecular function (GO): RNA polymerase II cis-regulatory region sequence-specific DNA binding; DNA-binding transcription factor activity, RNA polymerase II-specific
Source: RefSeq, a predicted model, not a curated record
AAGGUGUAGGAGAGAGUCACAGUGGGACAGCCAGAGCGCAGCGAACAGCUGAAAUGAAGAGUGAGCGGCGUAGUGUGCCUAGCCUCUGGAUCUAAUAUCACCUACCUGCCCUUGUCACUCUGGUACUCCGCACAGCUAACAGUAUCAGCCCGAGAUACAUAUUUGCUCUUCCUUCAAUCAAAACGCCGUUGCAUUUUCAUCCAACGCGAAUAAUGCUGGGUUUCUUCUAAAUACAUUUUAAGCCGUUUAAACAACUUUUUUUAAACAUUAAUUUGCCAGAGGAGACGUGUUGUUGUGAAUCUUAACACCACUGAUUCCCCCUUUUCUCUAUCCGUCGGACGUCUCUCUUUUUUUUGCUUGCACUGAGGGAACUUAAUCCGCCUCUGACAGCGAGUUUUGCGCGCUAUCCUAUUCAUAUGAACUCUAUGAAGGAUCCAUUGAAUUUGGACCAUCAUCACCACCACCACCUAACCGGGACUAAACUCUCCUCCACGCACCACACGGCACUAGCAAUGGCCUCUAGUCUGCAGCCGUUGCAGCGGUCUGUGGACUCCAAACACCGGUUAGAGGUGCACACAGUAUCAGACACCUCCAGUCCGGAGUCCGUAGAGAAAGACUCAAAGGGCCAGAGCAAAACUGACGACUCUUCAGAUGAUCCUUCUAAAAAGAAGCGACAGCGGCGACAGAGGACUCACUUCACAAGCCAGCAGCUACAGGAACUGGAGGCCACGUUCCAGAGGAAUCGCUAUCCGGACAUGUCUACAAGAGAGGAGAUAGCCGUGUGGACCAACCUCACAGAGGCCCGCGUCAGGGUGUGGUUCAAGAACCGGCGAGCAAAAUGGAGGAAAAGGGAAAGAAACCAGCAAGCCGAGCUAUGCAAGAACGGCUUCGGUCCUCAGUUCAAUGGACUUAUGCAGCCCUAUGAAGACAUGUACCCCAGCUACACAUACAACAACUGGGCCGCCAAAGGGCUAACUUCGGCCUCCUUGUCCACCAAAAGCUUCCCUUUUUUCAAUUCCAUGAACGUCAACCCUUUGUCAUCGCAGACGAUGUUCUCCCCGCCCAACUCCAUCUCUUCAAUGAGCAUGACUUCCAGUAUGGUGCCGUCCUCGGUUACUGGCGUGCCCGGUUCGAGCCUCAACAGCCUCAAUAAUUUAAACAACCUUAGCAACCCCUCUCUGAAUUCGGGAGUUCCCACGCCAACCUGCCCAUACGCCCCGCCGACCCCUCCUUAUGUGUACAGGGACACUUGUAACUCCAGUCUGGCAAGCCUGAGACUGAAAGCCAAGCAGCACUCGAGUUUUGGAUACACCAGUGUUCAGAAUCCAGGCUCAAAUCUGAGCGCGUGCCAGUACGCCGUGGAUAGACCAGUGUAAUACCUGAGAAUUUCACGAGCCCCAGUCAGAGGAACGAGAGACUACUUCUUUUUUUUUUUCAAAAGGGCACUAGAAUACUAAACCACCGAAACCCGCGAUGGAGUUUCAAACUUAAACGGAAGUAAUUAGGCUUUUUUUUUUAUCCUAAUUAGUAUUUUGUUCUACACCGGCGAGUGGAGAAUGUAUGAUACUUUACUUUCCACGCUUGUUUAUUUUGAGGUUUCUAAUUUUGGACGUUAAUUGACUGAAAGGUUGUAUAUAUAUCGAAAUAUCAUCUCCAGUUUAUUGAGGCGAAUGCUGUUGCUCUCCAGUUUUCUCAAGGUUAAAUUUAACAAAGCAUGUGAAAACCCUAAAGGAAUAAUGUUUUGCUUGCAAACAAGGGAAUGUACAUACUAAACGCACCAGUUGUGUGUUUCUAACAUAUUAUAAAUUUAUUAUUAAAUGUCUGUGUGAAUAUCGAUUUAGAGUAGCAAUCUUGCGUAUAAAAAGACGCAUCAAAUGUUCCUGCGAAAUUAAAUUGGUUUUGCUCUGUGUAUACUAUUUAGUACGGAAUUUUGUUUCGGUUUUUUUUCAACAAAAAAAUAAAUAAACUAUUGUGUUUUAUUUAAUGGAAGUAAAUAUAUUGUUCAAAACGUUUUGUUGAGGAUUUUUGUGCUGAUCAAAGUGUUAGUGUGAGUUUUGUCGAGUCUAUAGUGCAGGGAAUGACAGUGUGUCUAUCGGGGUUCGAUUAUGCUAGCUACCAGGCCUACUAAUCUAAAGCGAAAACAAUGGCCCUCUCCAAUACACAUAUGAAUCGAGACGCAGGGAGAUUCACGAGUGGAGAGGGCGAGAUGCCCCGCCAGAUUAACUGCUGAAUACAUGUCUGCUUUUUAGCCAAGGACCCGGAGUGAUCACUGGUGCUUGAAAUAACACUGGAAUCAACAAACUGGAAUUGGACCACACAACAAAGGCCCGAGCUCAUUACCUUCUGACACAUAAUAAUCACGAGUGCUAUAUAUAGCCAAACAAUGAGCAGCACUGGACGUUUAAGAUGCGCCUCUUGAUGCAGUGGAAAGUGAUUAUAGACUUACAUAACAUUCUAUAUCACAAAAUAAUCAAUAAUACCAAUACAAUGUUAGCAUCUUGUUUUUAUUUUGACUUGUGCAAUGUUCUACAAAUCUCUCAUAAACACAACGAUUAACUAUUGCAAAACCAUUCUCUAGCCUAUUUGAGAUAUAGGCUAUAUGACAGGCCUAUGGCCUCGUGUUCUGGGCGUAGAUGUUCAUAUUGUAAAUAUUUUCACUUUUGCUAUAUUUGUUGUGCAGAUCUACAACAAUCUGUCUUUUCAAUAAGAUAACAACACCAAUCAUAAUAUCAAUAACAAUUGGCUAACUAUGACUACGAUAAUAACAAUGUUAUACUUGGCUGAAUAGUACAUUAAACAUUUUUAAAUGUGGCCUACUAUUUUUUCCAGAGAGCCCAUGCACCUUCUGUUACGCAUUGUGUUGACAUGUUCGUUCCGGGAUGGUAGUUUUGUCUAUACAGUCCUGUUUACAAUGUGCUGUGUGGUCCGUUAUCAAAUGCACCAGUGCGUUUAUAGAAAAUCAAAACAACUACAAGGCACCGAGAAAAUAUAAUUCACAAGUUUGAACAAACAAAGAAAGCUCGGGGACGGAGGAGGCUGAGACUUGCGAUCUAAUGUCAGCGCAGAGCUCGAGAUCAUUGUAGAGCGCUGAUGAAAAAUGGAAGAGUUACCACUGUUGGCCACAUUGGCUAACAAGGAAAAUCCAACCUUCAGCAGAUGUCGAGGGAAAUAGCCUUCCAUUCGAAAUCAAAUGCACUGUGCAUGGGGGUUUAUUUGGCCUAGAGGAAUUAUUUCAUAUUUUCAGGUGAGCCCUUGUUCAUACAAUGUUUGAAACAAUAAUUGACCUAAUUUAGUUGUGCUGUAGCGAAAGUCAAUCACUAUUUUAUUAGCACAUAUUAAUGCGCGUUGAGGCUCAUCAAAUAUAACAUAACAUGAAAUAAAUACUGGUCUGAUUUUUUUUAGCAGCAUCCACCAGCUGGAGCACCUAGGCUACACCAAACGAACCUUUUCCAUAAAAAGAGCCCCCCUAAAAAUGUUUCCUAAAGACCUGGAGGCAGUACAUUUUCAAUUUCAGAUCCACUCGAGUUUGAUGGAGUCGGUAACAUGGAGCAAUAUUAGACUGACAAUGAUAAAUCUUGCAGCCUGGCGAAUAUGCAGUCUGCGUCUCAAUACACAUCCCAAUCAACAUUUGGGCACAGAGGGCCUGAAGAGACUUCAGGGAGUCUUCAGGGAGACAUCUCACUCGCCCAGAAACCGCCCAAGCCUCCAGACCUCUCCUUCUGUUAAGCAUGGACUACCUGGAUGUCCACUUCCACUGGGGCUGCAGUGAGACAAAGCUACUGGGAUCUCAUAUAGGACCUACGGUCUUCUGACAGACACCUGCUACAGUACCAGGGAGAACCAUGGCACCACGGUCCUCUACCUCUAUUCAUCUAGAUUCUACACUACAGUGUGGUUCAUGCUCAUGCUGCAGUGGAACAUGAUGCCCAGUAAUACUGAAUGACUAAUCUAAUCAUAUUGAAAAUAGUUUGUUUCAGUUCAAGUUUCAUUCUACUGUACCAGUGUUCAUUAUAUGCAGUUGCUAAAAUGUAUAUGGUUUGUCUUGACAAGAUGCAAGCAUUGAUUAUUACAUUGUUAUUCACAAAGAUGAUUAUUGUCUCAAUACAUAAAAUGUCCAUAAAACAUGUUGGGAUUAAAAAGGUUUAAACU